Molecule: messenger RNA, 513 nt
Organism: Arachis duranensis
Lineage: Eukaryota; Viridiplantae; Streptophyta; Magnoliopsida; Fabales; Fabaceae
Exons: 1
Coding region: 1-513 (170 amino acids)
Source: RefSeq, a predicted model, not a curated record
AUGGCUAACAACAACGAUAAUAUUGAUGAAGUCCCAGCCUUCCUUCACCCUUCACUCAUAGCCAAGGCCAACUUCUUCCGCCGGAUUUUCACCCGCUACAGCUCCCCAUCCGAGGUCACAUUCACCACCGACAACCACACGGAACUAGUCCUUGUCACCAGCGCACUACUCCAGCCUCAGUUUUUGCAACAGAACCCUUCCGGCAUGGUGUUAGAGCCAUUUCGGAAGGGACGUGUGGUGACGUUCUGCGACAAUUUCGAUGACGAGAAACAGGACAACGUGGGCGGGUCACGUGCGGAUAGCAGCAGGACACUGUCAGCAAGAGAGGCAGUUGUUGGAGAGGGAGAAGAAGACGAGGUGGUGCAGCUAGUGCUGAUGCCACUAAUGGACUUGUUAGAGGAGACUGACAGAGAGAUGGGACUUGAAGGAUCAAGGUACAUUUUUACUGAUGAUGAGGAUGAAAAUGGUGAUGGCAAUGACUUGAAAUAUAGAUUAUAUAAUAGAGGUUAUUGA